Molecule: messenger RNA, 2872 nt
Organism: Gavia stellata (red-throated loon)
Lineage: Eukaryota; Metazoa; Chordata; Aves; Gaviiformes; Gaviidae
Gene: ADPRS
Product: ADP-ribosylserine hydrolase
Exons: 6
Coding region: 1-1128 (375 amino acids)
Cellular component (GO): mitochondrion; nucleus
Source: RefSeq, a predicted model, not a curated record
AUGGCGGCGGCGGCGGCGGGUUCGGGCUCAGGCUCAGGCACGGGGCGGGCGGCGGCGCGGCCUCGGCCGGGACCCGCCCGGUUCCGGGGCUGUUUGGCCGGGGCGUUGUUGGGUGACUGCCUGGGCGCCGUCUUCGAAGGCAGGAGCGUCGUGAAGCUUCCCGACCUGCUGCGCUUCCUCCGAGGCCUGGAACCGGCGUCCGGGCCGCCCGAGGCGGGGGAGCCGGCUGGCAGCGCCCGCAGAGAAACGCUUUCGUACACGGACGACACGGCCAUGAGCAGGUCGGUGGUGCAGUCCCUGCUAGCCAAGCGAGAGUUUGAUGAAGUUGAUAUGGCCAAGAGGUUUGCUGAGGAGUACAAGAAGGAACCCAACAGGGGCUAUGGGAUGGCGGUUGUCAAUGUCUUCAAGAAGCUCCUGAGCCCCAAGUGCAACGAUGUGUUUGAACCAGCCAGAGCCCAGUUUAACGGGAAAGGCUCCUAUGGCAAUGGCGGUGCCAUGAGGGUGGCAGGCAUCUCGCUGGUUUAUUCUGAUGUCCAGGACGUUAAGAAGUUUGCGAAGCUGAGUGCUGAGUUAACCCAUGCCAACUCCCUGGGCUACAACGGGGCCAUCCUGCAGGCCCUGGCCGUGCAUCUCGCCCUGCAGGGAGAGCUCAGCAAGGAGACCUUCCUGGAGCAGCUCAUUAGCCACAUGGAAGAUGUAGAAGCAGACGAUAAGUCUCUUACUGAUGCCCGAGCGCUGGGAUUUGAGGAUUUACCAUUUUCAAGGCGUCUAAAGAAAAUAAAGGAAUUUUUGGAGCUCAGCAGUGUUCCCAAAGCAGAUGUGUUGUUUGAAUUAGGCAACGGCAUUGCUGCUUUGCGGUCUGUGCCUACUGCGAUUUACUCCUUCUUGCGCUGUAUGGAAGCUGACCCAGAUAUUCCUGAUCACUACAACAACCUGCAGAGGACCAUCAUCUACUGCAUCUCUCUGGGUGGAGACACAGACACCAUUGCUACCAUGGCAGGAGCCAUUGCAGGCGCUUAUUAUGGGGAGGAACAGAUACCCCCAAGCUGGGAGCAGAGCUGUGAAGCUUUUCAAGAGACACAGAAGCUGGCAAAUAGCUUGCAUGAACUCUACUGCCAGCGGCUCUGAGCUCCGAGGGGAGGGUGUUUUCUGAAGGCGAAGCGGGUGGUCACCUCUGCUUUUCUGGUCAGAAAUCUGGUGGUGGAUCCGCACCAUCUGCAGACGCCAGUGAGCCUCCACCUGAGAAAGACGCCUGCUGCCGUGAGUUGAGGGCUGGAAGCACGAGCUGGUUUGGAGGAGAGGGGACGUACCCUUCAGUUAUGGUUCAGCUGGGAAGUGGCUGCAUGUGGCGCCUUGGACAGUGGGUGCAUCUCCUCGGAAAUGUACAGGAGCGUCCAGUUUUUCGUAAGACUUCUGCUUCUUGCUUUGUCCCACCCUUAUGCCAUUAUGUUGUUUCUUAAAACACCAGUUCACACUCAGCUGACCAGCUCAAGGGAUGUAGAUGGGAGUCAUCAGAGAGGCAUGUCCCUGGAGAGCCUGGAGCAUGUCCUGCGUGGUGGCACGGGUUACCACCUGUGUUGUGGAGUGAGGGUGCUGGAGGGUCGGCCUCCCGGGAGGUUCACUUCCUUAAAGGCAGAAUGAAAACUGCCGGAAACUGGAGAAGGGAUUUCUUUGCGUUGCCAGUGGCAUUGUGAGAAAUGCCUUUGGUGCAUGCAGACAGAAUCCCCGUUGGCUCAUUGUUACUGCUGGAAGAGGGCGUAACUAAUUUCUGCUCCUGUGGUGUUCUUUGCUCUGCGAUCCACCCGGCACUGUCCUGAUCUACCGCAUUUGGUGUUCUGUCACGUAGCUGGCUUUCCCGUUGCUGCAGCUACUCUAGCCGUUUCCUUUGUUACUAAUCCUUGCAUCCUGCAUUUUUAAUCCUGUCCUAUGUAUGUCCAGAGCACCAAGUGAGAUUGCUGUUUAAAUCUGUGAGUGGAGAUAGUUGUGAAACCUAGUGUUACACAAGGGUUGAAUUCCUGGUUCUGCUGCAGUCAGUGACAAAAAUGACUUCAGCGGGAAGCAGGAGUUAUUUUUCACAGUUUUAAAAUGCUGUACUUGGUAAGAAUCAUUUGAAAAUAAAGGGAAAGGUAGGUUAAUUGGGGGAGAAUUUAUCAGAAUUUAAAAGAAUUUGUGCACUUGAAGCUGGUACUGGUGGCCAAGAAUAUUCUAGCAAAGCUGUGUUGUUCCAGAGUUUCACAUUUAAAACCUUUGCCCAAUGGAGCUGGUCAGAAAGGGAGAAACAGCUUGGGUAUGGCAUGUCUAAAAAGGGUUAAAAGCUUUCUAAUAAUUGAAAACAGAAAGAAAGAGGCAAGCAGCCAUCAUACGGAAAUGUUUAUAAAUUUGAAUGUGACAAUGUAAUUCUCUAUAAUCUCUGGUAUUUCUUGUGACACCGGGAGGUGACCAUUCUGCUCAGAGCUCGCUCCCUGUUGCUGUCGGCACGUGGUUGUUGUGUCAGGCUGCAUGCACACAUGGAAAAUCUGGCUGCGAUGGGUCGUUCCAGCUUUUCCUGUGCUCUCCUUCCUUCAAGUGCCAGUCUUCUGUGUGAUGCUUUAAUGGGGUUUCCUUGUAUAAAUGAAUACCUUGUCCUGAGAACAUGUGGAAUUUUGGCCUAUUGUAUAUUUAUGUAUUGUGCUGCAGAUCUGAGAUGUAAAAUGUCAGGUUUUUCACAUUACUCUGCCAGAGGUGUGAACGUAUUCAUGGAGUUAUUUAAAAGAAGAUAUUUUCCUUUUAAAGUGGCUUUAUAAUUUUAAAUGUUUGGAACUCAUGAAGAGCAGAAGAGCUACUGUUUAAAAUAUAGAGCUCAUUUUAGGCCAGAAUUUAAAUGUAUACUAAG